AUGAACAAUACUGUUUUUGGCAAAACUAUGGGGAAUAUCCGAAAGAGGGUGAAUGUUCAUCUGGUAACGAAAUGGGAAGGACGUUAUGGAGCGGAAGCUUACAUUUCCAAACCCGAGUUCAAGAAUUCUAUUAUUUUUGAUGAGAACUUGGUCGCAGUUGAACUCAAAAAACUAGAAGUAUAUUUAAAUAAACCAAUUUACGUGGGGAUGUGUAUCCUAGACUUGGCUAAGACAACUAUAUAUGAUUUCCAUUAUGACUAUAUGAAAGGAACUUUCAGAGAGGGAUGUACCAUACUAUAUACUGAUACCGACUCGCUCAUUUAUGAGUUAUUUGAAGAUCCUUAUGAGGUGAUGAGACGAGAUUGCCAUACACGAUUUGAUACCUCAGACUACCCUAAAAAUAACCCUUAUGGUAUUCCACAAGUGAAUAAGAAGGUAUUGGGUAUGAUGAAGGAUGAGAAUGAGGGUAUUCCGAUGACUGAUUAUGUAGGCCUCAGAUCUAAACUAUAUACAGUCAAAAAUUCUAAUGAUGAGAUUGAUGUGAAGAAACGACAAUGGGAGAAAGAAGGGCAUGACCCUGAAGAAAUUGAAUCUAUGGCUCAAAAUUAUGGUAUCACGAAGAAAGCUAAGGGAAUUAAAAAAUCUAUUGUAAAGAACAACAUUUGUUUCGAUGAUUACAUAGAAUGUCUGGAAACAUGGAAGCAUAAGAUUAUUUCACAAAAUUUGAUCCGAUCAAAAGAGCAUAAUGUGUAUUCGUUGACCCAAGAGAAGAUCGCUCUCAGCCCUCACGAUGACAAACGAUAUCUAGUAUCUGGAACCUUUUAAACACUACCCUGGGACCAUUAUUCCAUCAACAAACGAAAAACAGAAGAACCUGAUGAGCCAAGGAAGAAGAUUACUAUAUUGGAAACACUAUUAACUAUGUAACACUCUGUAAUUGUUUUCCACUAAUUGUAUAAUAAAUAACCAAAUUCAAUUAUUUGUAAAUAUGUAAAACACCUCUUACUUCAAAUGAAAAAACACUUUAUGGAAUAAACGUAUUAUAAGUG
Molecule: messenger RNA, 1049 nt
Organism: Harmonia axyridis
Lineage: Eukaryota; Metazoa; Arthropoda; Insecta; Coleoptera; Coccinellidae
Exons: 2
Coding region: 1-825 (274 amino acids)
Source: RefSeq, a predicted model, not a curated record